GAUAACGAGAUAAGAUAUUCGAACUCGUUCUUCGCGUUGUUAGCGUAACGUACAAUUUUUUAUUUAGGCUCAAAAAUAUCGUUCUAACGAUUUCGAUUCACAGUAACACACAAGACACUAGGGGAUGAUUCUAAGGGUAAUUACCGAAAAAUCAAUGGCGACAAGUACUGUAAUUUGAGAGAAAAAUGUACGUCCAAAUAGAAGUAGAUUACUUCGAUUUAAGUAAAUAAAUAUUGAGGACACCGUGGAAUUUGCACUUUAGUUCCGUGUUUUGAAUGCACUGAAUAAUAAUGUGCAUAAAUUUGUUGUUUAUCAGUUAAGUUAAACUGCGUAUAAUAUGGUAGAUUAUUCCCAGUAGAUGGGGUUCAGUGUGCAAGCCUAUACUGUAUAUAUUGUAUUGGGUGAUUCCCUAAAGUUAUAGCGAAAUGAAAGUGAAAAAAGCGAUGAGGAAAGCUGCGAAAGCGACAGAAUCAUCCGAUUCUGAUUCAGAAUACAACAGUUCAGACGAAGAAUUACGGGAAGCUUUCGCGAAAGGUUUACUAAAACCCGGUCUCAAUACAGUGGCAGAGGAGACAAAUAAACAGUACAAAAAUUGUGUAACUCUUAUGAAACAGAAACUAGAUGAAAUUAAAUUAACUUUGCCAUGGGUAGAAAGAUUAGACAUGAUAAAUGUACCAGCACCUUUAGCGCCUGAAUUAGCUCUGCAAAUGCAGGAGCAGGAAGUGAGGCGCUCAAAGCAGUUGAAGGGAAAUAAAAAGUUACCUCAGUAUGAUCCAGCGGAUGAUCCUGUUCUAAAUGACUUUCGUAGAGAGACGAUGUUCCAUAGACAAGCCCAAGGUGCUGUUAUGGAUGGUAUUAUGCGAUUGAAAAAGCUGGGAAUACCAACAACUAGACCAGAUGACUAUUUUGCUGAAAUGGCCAAGACCGAUGCGCAUAUGCACAAGGUCAGAGAGAACCUCAUGAAGAAACAAGUGAUCACUCAGAGGACUGAGAAAGUCAGGCAAAUGAGGCUGCAGAGGAAAGUGGCAAAACAGAUGCAGGUGGAAGCAACUUUGAAGAAGCAUGCUGAAAAGAGGAAAUUAAUGGAGGAAGUGAAAAAGUACCGUAAAGGCAUCAGGCAGGAUCUCGAUUUUCUCGAGGACAAAAAGAAGCCUCAGCCGAGAAAAGUGGAUCCGAAAAUAGCGGCCAAACGAAAAAUGAAGGACUCCAGGUAUGGUUUCGGUGGUAAGAAACGAGGUAACAAAAAAAAUACGAGAACUAGCUCCAUGGACGUUUCGGAAUACAAGAGGCCGUCGAAACCGGGGAAAGAUUUGAAAAAGAAAGGGGGAAACGUGAACAAAAGAUUGGGCAAAAGCAGAAGGACUCAGAUGAAAGCGAAAAAACGAAGACAACAAAAGUAAUUUAGGAGACUCACGUUAUUGUCUACAAUUGACUCAAGCGCCCAAGCAUUUGUACAGAAAUUAUUUGUCUAAUAAAUGAAUAUUUCCGUUA
Messenger RNA from Nomia melanderi (Alkali bee), 1491 nucleotides. Its product is annotated as putative rRNA-processing protein EBP2 homolog. Gene Ontology annotation, biological process: rRNA processing; ribosomal large subunit biogenesis. The record is from RefSeq and is a predicted model, not a curated record. Gene Ontology annotation, cellular component: preribosome, large subunit precursor; nuclear periphery; nucleolus. NCBI's taxonomy places the organism in Eukaryota, Metazoa, Arthropoda, Insecta, Hymenoptera, Halictidae.